Malaya genurostris is the source of this 813-nucleotide messenger RNA. It is a transcript of the gene Rsph1, whose product is annotated as radial spoke head 1 homolog. The record is from RefSeq and is a predicted model, not a curated record. Gene Ontology annotation, cellular component: cytosol. NCBI's taxonomy places the organism in Eukaryota, Metazoa, Arthropoda, Insecta, Diptera, Culicidae. The transcript has 2 exons. The coding region runs from base 20 to 799 and encodes 259 amino acids.
UUUAGAUAGACUGACAAAAAUGACGCACACUUUAGGUCGCGAAAAAAUCUGUAGCGAAUUCAGACCAUCCGAAGAGGAGAAUCGUGAGUUCGAAAUUCAGAAAUACAAUGGACCUAGAAAUAGUCGCGACGAGCCACACGGAGAAGGAAAAGCGAAACUGGUCAACGGAAACCGUUACGAGGGUUCAUUUAGACGGGGUCUUCCACAUGGAAAAGGGCGACUUUUUCUAAGGGAUGGCUAUAAUUAUGCUGGUCGUUGGCGUAAAGGACUCAAACAUGGAAUGGGUCGUAUGAACUAUCCGGAUUGUACUUGGUAUGAAGGCGAGUUUCGUAAAGAUCGUCGACAUGGUUCCGGUACAUACUACUACUCCAAUGGAGCACGCUAUCAGGGCAAUUGGCUUGCGGAUGAACGGCAUGGGGUGGGGCGUUAUUUUUUCAGUGAUGGUGAUAUCAUUUUGAACGGUACAUGGUUGGAAGGUAUGGCUCGGGGACCUGCUGAAAUAAUUAUGGAAGGCUGUCGCUUUCAUGGCUAUUGGGACGGGGAUUUUCCGCGAGGGCCUGGAUAUUUUAGUUUUGGUGCGAAAGUUAUGGUGAAAGGAAAAUUUUAUGUCGAUGAAAGGGAGGCAAGCGAAACCAAGCCGGUUUUCUGGCGACCUGAGGCAUUUGAAAACUAUGAAUACUCAAAGCUACCGCUGGAACCGCUUCCUCUGCCUGUUGAUGAAUCGGAAAUCUCGGAAACCAGUUCUUCCGAGGAUGAGGAAUGUUUGUCAGGUAACCCAUCGAUUGUGCUGAGUGAAUGAUUACAUUUGUUGAA